CGAUCCAUGUUGAAGCAUAGAACUCUGAUGAUUCAUUUAAUAAUAUUUUUGGUUGGAGUUCUAGCCGCAGUUUUAUUCUCAGAGUCAUUGAUCACCAGCACUAGAGCAUUUAUUGAAUUUCGAAUUGGUGUUUACAAAGAAAACCGGUUUGGUAAUAUCUUUAGCCCUGUUGAGAACUCAGAUGGAUUCUUGAUCCCUAAUUAUAUUCAUUACAUCAGGAUAAAUCAAUCUGAACUCAGAUUCUUUGAAGCAGUGUGCAUGAAAUCUGCGUUUAUCAUCCAGCGCCCGGAGAAGUUAUUCGUGCAUACAACUGACCUGGAUCUAAGCGGAGGAUACUGGGACACUCUAAAGAAGAUACCAGGGUUUAAAGAAGCUCUGGUUGUCAAGAGGAUAAUUGAACCCGAUCAGAUUCAUGGCGUUCAGUUCUACUGGACUGCACACAAGGCAGAUGUCGUCCGAUUGCUAGUACUGAAGAAGUAUGGAGGAAUUUAUCUGGAUAAUGAUAUUUAUGUCAUUAAUAGUUUAGAUCAGUACAGGAGGUAUGAGUUUGUACUGGGUUGGCCUCCUGGAGAAUGGAUUGGAAAUAUGAUGAUGAUGGCGAACAAACAUGCAAGGUUCCUCUACCAUAUCCUGGAUACUUACAAGAUGUAUCGACCAGAUGUCUGGUAUUAUAAUGGAGGAGAGAAACCUGUAAAGGAGAUAUUAUCCCUGUAUCCUGGACUAGUACACAAUGAACCCCACAGACUAGGUGUAACUACAAAUAUAGCGCAUUUCUUCUAUGUGGAGAAGCAGCUGUGGGAUCCCGAGGUUUGGACAUUUUAUUAUGAUUCUUUACAUCUUCUCAUCGGACACAGACCAGACAUAGAUCCCAGGUAUGAUGAAUGCACAGAGUUCACAGAGGAAAAUAUCCGUUGGUUGGAUAUGAGCGUGGCCAUGAUGUUCCGUUACACGUGGUUCGGUUCAAUUCUACCAAUCAGCAAUCAAACAAAAAUCAAUAUGGCGGAGGUGAAUAGAAGGUGGAUUCAGAGCAAGGGAGAUCAUAGAUUCAUGUGGGACUGGGCUAAACAUUACUAUAAAUCUUCGUAGAUAAUUUAAUUUUUAAUUUUUGGAACUUAAACAUUAUAAGCUUAACAAGUAA
Messenger RNA from Eurytemora carolleeae, 1138 nucleotides. RefSeq lists its product as uncharacterized. The transcript is spliced from 9 exons. The record is from RefSeq and is a predicted model, not a curated record. The coding region runs from base 7 to 1086 and encodes 359 amino acids. Lineage: Eukaryota; Metazoa; Arthropoda; Copepoda; Calanoida; Temoridae.